Messenger RNA from Dioscorea cayenensis subsp. rotundata (Guinea yam), 2158 nucleotides. RefSeq names its product F-box/kelch-repeat protein At5g60570-like. The coding region runs from base 525 to 1808 and encodes 427 amino acids. The record is from RefSeq and is a predicted model, not a curated record. The transcript is spliced from 3 exons. NCBI's taxonomy places the organism in Eukaryota, Viridiplantae, Streptophyta, Magnoliopsida, Dioscoreales, Dioscoreaceae. Gene Ontology annotation, molecular function: protein binding. Gene Ontology annotation, cellular component: nucleus.
AGAAUUUCCGGUUGUUUGAGAUCUCUUGAUUUCUCUCGAUUUCUCUGGAUUGAUCGAUGGGGAUUCUAGGGUUCUUCGAUCCGUGAGGCUGGAUCCGGUGAGCCGGCGACCUGAUCCGCGCCACCGGAGAGGUUCUCCGGCGAUAAGACGGCGAACUGAAGUGAUACAAACGUGACAGAUCUGAGACUGGCCGAGAUUUGGCCAUCGAUCGGAGAUCUAUAGAUUUUUCGAUCUGAUUUGGUGUUGUGAAGAGAGAUUUGGGGGUGAAUGGCGGUGAUUGUGAUAGGAUGGUAGAUCUGGAGGUUUAUGGGCUUAUAAUGCCGAGGUUUUUCCUCGGAUCUCCGUCGACGGGUGGGUGAGAUGUGGGCAUUGAGUGCAGUUCUUUGGUGAUUCUGUUGUUGAUGCGGAAUCGUUGAAAUUUUCACUGUGGAUGCUCUUCUAGAGCAACUUGUCAUGCAUUACUAAAACACUUUGGUGCUUUCGAGCUAGUUUUGGAAGCCAAGAUAAACAACAAGCUGCUAGACAUGGUUGGUGCUCAAGGAUGUCUACUUUCACAAAUUUCCAGAUCUUUUGAUCAGGACAGUGGUUCUCUUCAGAAAUACAUAUUAGCUUACAUCUUAUUAGCAAGAAACGGAGGCAUAUUAGAGGAAGUAAGAGGAAGCAUGUGCAAAGAGUUCUACAUAUCUGGUUUGGAUUGGCUAGGACAGAAGAUAAACUAUCCUGCUGCUAAGACACAGCCAGGAAGUGAUUACAGUGGACAACGAUCAGAUGAUUCUCUUCUUCCAGGUCUUCAUGAUGAUAUUGCACUAGAUUGUCUGGCUUGGGCAUGUAGAUCUGAUUAUCCGUCACUGGCUUGUGUUAGUAAAAAAUUUACCUUGUUGAUUGGAAGUGGAUAUCUAUACAAAUUAAGAAGACAACUUGGAAUUAUUGAGCACUGGGUUUACUUAGCUUGUAGCUUGAUGCCAUGGGAAGCAUUUGAUCCUGAAAGGCAGAGAUGGAUGAGGCUACCACGAUUGCCAUGUGAUGAGUGUUUUUCUUAUGCAGACAAGGAGUCCCUUGCUGUGGGAACUCAACUUCUUGUUUUUGGUCGGGAAUUAACUGGUUUUGCAAUUUGGAUGUACAGCUUAGUGAGGCGUGACUGGUCUAGAUGCUCAUCAAUGAAUUUAUCUCGCUGCUUAUUUGGAUCAGGAAGCUCUGGGGAAAUUGCUAUUGUUGCUGGGGGAAGUGACAAGAACGGCCAUGUUUUAAAGUGUGCCGAGUUGUACAAUUCUGAGUUGGGUACUUGGGAAACUUUACCAGAUAUGAACUUGCCACGAAAAAUGUGUUCUGGGUUUUUUAUGGAUGGGAAGUUUUAUGUUAUAGGUGGCAUGUGUAGCCAUACAGAUUCUUUAACCUGCGGUGAGGAGUAUAAUCUUCAAACUAGGAUGUGGAAGAGAAUUCAAAAUAUGUACCCUGGCGGCAAUAGGGCCAGUCAGUCUCCACCAUUGGUUGCAGUUGUAAAUAAUCAGCUCUAUGCUGCUGAUCAAGCAACAAAUGUAGUUAAGAAGUAUGAUAAGAUAAAUAAUACUUGGAAUGUUAUAAAGCCAUUACCUGUUAGAGCUGACUCUUAUAAUGGUUGGGGACUUGCAUUCAAGGCUUGUGGGGACAAGUUACUGGUGAUUGGUGGCCAUAGAGGGCCUCAAGGUGAAGUCAUUGUGCUGCACUCAUGGCGCCCUGAAGAAGGAAACAGUGGACCUGAAUGGGAUGUUCUUUCUGUCAGGGAAAGAGCAGGGGCUUUCGUUUACAAUUGUGCAAUAAUGGGCUGCUAAAGUUUCUGGUUUUUGAGUCUUAGGAGCAGUGCAUGAGGUGAUUGGCCUCACUUAAUUGGGAAGUGGCUUACAUACCUUUACUAUCUUCUGUUUACUACAUUUGGCAACUUGCAUCAUAUUUAUGGUGCGAUCUUUCUUGUCUGUGUUACUUCUUUAGUGCCUUUCGACUGAAAUUGUGCACCUGAGUUAAUGUGGAGGCUUCUCUCUAAUGUUACCCGGCUAGAUCUAAGAUGCUGAAAGUUAAAGAAGGCCUAACAUUAACUUGUCAAGUGGUGCUAUUUCAUGUUUCAAUAAUUUUCAUUUCUGGUAUAAAAUUCUAUUUACCAAGUGUUUCUUUUGGAGUGUCUGCA